Rhodofomes roseus is the source of this 996-nucleotide messenger RNA. RefSeq lists its product as uncharacterized. The coding region runs from base 1 to 996 and encodes 331 amino acids. The transcript has 4 exons. Gene Ontology annotation, molecular function: protein binding. The record is from RefSeq and is a predicted model, not a curated record. Lineage: Eukaryota; Fungi; Basidiomycota; Agaricomycetes; Polyporales; Fomitopsidaceae.
AUGCCCGCCUCGCGGUCCAGUAAUUUACCGGUAUUUUACACGUUAAAUACAUGCGACUCCGACACCGUCGAGCUAAACCAAGUCACGGGGUUCACGCGCGACGAAGAAAUCUGGUACGACGACGGAAACAUUGUGCUAGUUGCAGGAAACGUCGGCUUUCGCGUGUAUCGAGGCCUGCUUGCGAAGCGAUCCGAGGUUUUCAACGACCUCUUCACCGUUCCGCAGCCCCAGGACAGCUGGCUCGUCUAUGGCUGCCCAGUUGUUCAUCUCUCUGACACUCCCGAUGCCCUCAGAGAGCUUUUGGGUGUACUGUUGUGUGGCAAGAGGUAUAUUUGGAGGAGCGAUAUCGAACUGGACCUUCUGUCUUAUCGAAUCCGUCUAGCACACAAGUACGGUAUCGAAGACCUCUUGGCGGAGUCCGUACGGCAGCUCAAGCAACUUUUCCCGGCGACCCUCGACGCCUGGCGCGAUCUUGAGCGGCACGACUCCCCGCGAGCCAUCACCGCCAUCAAUUUAGCUCAUCUUACCAACACGCCUUCCGUCCUGCCAUCCGCGCUCUACGUAUGUUGCCUACUUGCCAACCACCACCUGCUUGACGGUGCACCUCACCCGGACGGCACUGUCAAUAUGCUCGGCCGGGAAGACCUGCUGAGGUGCAUGAAGGCAAAGGUCCAGUUCGUCCGCCGCCUAACCAAUGAUAUACACAACAUGUCCCUCCCCGCUGCGAACAUCGCCAACUGCACCUCCGCGGGCAUGUGUUCCCUCGCUUUCCACAACUUCAAGAACGCUGCCUUGCCGCGUUACGACCUGCUAGACACUUUCAGGAAGCGCGAAUACAACGUCAAUUAUACAGCCCUCUGCGAAGCCUGCAUCGCCCUCCUACAGUCGAAGAUGGCGCAGUCCGAGGAGAAUCUGUGGGCUAAGCUCCCAAGGUUCUUCGACCUCCCAGUCGACAAAACCUGGGACCAGGAGGACUUCGACUCGGAGGUUGAGUGA